UCAUUCUGCCUAAUUGACAGCCUACGGAAUGGUUGUCCCUUCUCUUUUUUAUUGAUUUUUAUUAACUAUGGUUUUUAUUCAAUUUUUGCAACUUUUGCGAGAUGAAAAGACGGACUAAGCCUCCGUGAAAUCCUCAACUGGGAGACAAGACACAGCUGCAGCAAAGUUCCACUUGUUCCGCACGGAACCUGAAAGACGAGAAGUCAGAGAGUACGACCAAAAAAAGAAAGCGAGAGGAAGCAGAAAAGAAACUUGAAUUUGAAGCGAAAAAGAAAGCAAUCGCUAAGCUAGCAGCAUCGGCUACAUUAGAGCGCCAAAAAAAACAUUUUUGAGAUCAGAGAAAAAAAAUGUAUAACUCUUGCGAGACUGACCUAUUGGAACACGGAAAUGCCUUCGUCGGUCCUGAGAAAAUACAAUGGACCCAUUCGACACUUUGUUAAAAUUGACAAUGUUGCCUAAUAUUCAGGAACUACUGGACAUCACAGCGAACAAACCGAUUUACAUAAAUGUUUGCUUUUUUUUCUAUGAUACACAUUUUUUUUUAAAAAUUUUUUGAAAAUUUUUUAAU
Caenorhabditis elegans is the source of this 568-nucleotide messenger RNA. The record is from the annotation of a RefSeq genome assembly. NCBI's taxonomy places the organism in Eukaryota, Metazoa, Nematoda, Chromadorea, Rhabditida, Rhabditidae.